Molecule: messenger RNA, 318 nt
Organism: Perkinsus marinus ATCC 50983
Lineage: Eukaryota; Perkinsozoa; Perkinsida; Perkinsidae
Exons: 3
Coding region: 1-318 (105 amino acids)
Source: RefSeq, a predicted model, not a curated record
AUGGCAUCCGGGAAUAGGCGUCGAGCCUUGGUCAUUGGGGGUGGGUUCUCCGGUCUCUUCGCUGCGCAUGACCUUUCGAAGCGCAAGAUGGGUAUCAAGUUCCUAUGGGGUGAAGUGAAACAGUUGGAUGGUAGCCGUUUGGUGGCUCAUGUAAAGCCUAUGUUCUCUGAGACCACUGAAGAGGUCCCCUUUGAUUACUGCAUUAUUGCAGCUGGUUGUAACUUUGGUGUCUUCCACAAAUAUAUUUUUGAAGAGCAUGAGAAGUUGAAGACUCUGAAUAAGAAGAAGGCAUCAGUUGUCGUUGUUGGUGCUGGCUAG